This is a messenger RNA of Cydia strobilella, 6401 nucleotides long. It is a transcript of the gene DNApol-theta, whose product is annotated as DNA polymerase theta. Gene Ontology annotation, molecular function: ATP binding; DNA binding; DNA-directed DNA polymerase activity. The record is from RefSeq and is a predicted model, not a curated record. The transcript is spliced from 10 exons. Bases 146 to 5824 code for a protein of 1892 amino acids. Gene Ontology annotation, biological process: double-strand break repair via alternative nonhomologous end joining; DNA-templated DNA replication. Lineage: Eukaryota; Metazoa; Arthropoda; Insecta; Lepidoptera; Tortricidae.
UUUAUAGCUACAGCGUGUCGGUUGUUUUUGAUUUAGUAAAACAAAACUGAGAAAGAAUUAAUUUGUUCCGAUUCAAAUUAAACUGAAAUUAUGUAUAUAAUUGUGAAACCUAAGUGUAUUGGUUUAAAAGUGUUCACGUCAACGAAUGCGUGAGUAUACUAUGGCCGAGACAGAGUUUGCAGACUCGCAAAUACUUGUAGAAAAUGUAGGCUUCUUGGACAAUUGUUUUGAUUUCUCGUUCCAAAUUCAGAACACUUUGGAAGUGGUCAAAGAGUAUGUUUCAGAGGAGGAAAAGAAGCCAACGCAUAUACGUGAUAAUUUUAACAAGAAGGUAAACAGUACCGUGCGCAAUUCUUCGGGUAUUAUCGAUACUAGUAUAUACAAUGAAACUAAAAUAACACAAUGUUCGCAAAAGCAGCUAAUGAACAGAAAUCUGAAGGAUUGGGGUUUACCGUCAGAAAUUGCUAAGAAAUAUGAGCAAAAAGGUAUCACUGAGAUGUUUGAAUGGCAGGUAACAUGUUUAGGUAACGCUAAAGUUCUCUUGGAUUGUUGUAACCUCGUGUAUUCAGCGCCGACGUCGGCGGGGAAGACACUUGUGGCAGAGAUACUGACCAUCAAAACUGUUUUGGAGAGACAAAAGAAGGUAAUCAUUAUUCUACCAUUUGUAUCCAUAGUGAGAGAAAAAAUGUUUUAUCUACAAGACAUAUUAUCCAGCUCUGGGAUAAGGGUGGAAGGCUUUAUGGGAUCGCAGUCGCCUCCAGGCGGGCUCCAAGCAGUCCAUGUUGCUAUUUGUACAAUAGAGAAAGCAAAUAGUUUGAUCAACAGGUUGCUAGACGACGGCAACAUUUCAGACCUGGGUGCUGUCAUUGUUGAUGAACUGCAUUUGUUAGGGGAUCCUCACAGAGGCUAUAUAUUGGAGCUUCUCCUGACCAAAGUCAAAUAUGUUACAUUCAAGAUGGAAGGUGUGCAAAUUCAAAUAGUUGGAAUGUCGGCUACAUUGCCCAACUUAGAAGUGCUGGCGACCUGGCUCGAUGCAGAAUUGUUUGUCACUCAAUUCAGACCAAUUCCAUUAGACGAAUUUUGUCUAGUCAAUAAUAAGUAUUAUGAUAAACAGGGGAAUUUUGUAAGCACUAUAAAAGAUUCUACCUCAAUUGCUGAAUCAGACAAUGUCUUGAAAAUUUGCCUAGAAACAAUUAAAGAAGGAUGUUCUAUCCUAAUUUUUUGCAUGACUAAGAACAGGUGUGAGAAUUUGGCUCAAAAUAUUGCAUCAUCCUUCUUCAAACUUGGGUGCUCAGGAAAUGAAAUUGGUGUUGUAUUGAGACAACAGUUGAAGACUGAAAAUAUUGCUGAAGUGUUAGAACAGCUGAAAAAUUGCCCUGUAGGACUAGAUCAAGUACUUAAGAAAACAAUAUCAUUUGGUGUUGCAUAUCACCAUGCGGGACUAACUUUUGAUGAGAGAGACAUAAUAGAAGGAGCAUUCAAGUCGGGGGCGAUACGGGUCUUGGUGGCUACUUCUACUUUAAGUUCAGGAGUCAAUUUACCUGCUAGGAAAGUUAUUAUAAGAACACCAGUAUUCCAAAGACAGCCACUUAAUAUAUUGACAUAUAAACAAAUGAUUGGGAGAGCUGGCAGAAUGGGUAGAGACACUAAAGGAGAGAGUAUAUUGGUAUGCACUGAGAAUGAGAAGAAAAUUGGUUUUGAAUUGAUGAUGGGAGCUUUAGACCCUGUGGAGAGUUGUAUUGAAAGUGAAGACAAAUACAUGAGAGCCAUAUUAGAAAUGAUAGCGAGUCAAGUUGCUUGUACAAAAGCUGAACUAGAUUUAUAUUCACAGUGUACUUUGCUCUAUACUCAACAGAAAAUAACACCCUCACAAAACAUACUGUUACAAAACACUUUGGAGGAAUUAAAGAAGUUUGAACUUGUAAGACUUCAAAAUGAAGAAGAUGACAUUCAGUAUGUAGCUACACCAUUGGGGAAAGCUUGUUUAUCAUCAUCAAUGGCUCCGAAUGAUGGUCUAUCUUUAUUCUGUGAGCUGCAGAAGGCCCGGCAAUGCCUUGUUUUGGAGACUGACUUGCACCUGAUUUACUUGGUGACUCCGUACAGUGUCAGCAGCCAAUGGGCAGAUAUAGAUUGGUUGCAUUUACUUACACUGUGGGAAUCUUUAACUAAAGCCAUGAAGAGAGUUGGAGAGCUGGUGGGAGUGCAGGAAAGCUUUAUAAUUAGAUGCUUGAGAGGAGCAAAUAAAUUCAACAAUGCUUACAAUAAAUUAAAUAUUCAUAAAAGGUUUUACACGGCCUUGGCAUUGCAAGACUUAGUGAACGAGGUGCCGUUGUCCGAAGUCGCCAGCAAGUUUCAAUGCGCGCGGGGAUUCUUGCAGAGCCUACAGCAAUCGGCCGCUACGUUUGCAGGAAUGGUAACGGCGUUUAGUCAUCAACUUGGGUGGAAAAACAUGGAAAUGCUCAUUUCACAAUUCCAAGAUCGCUUACAUUUUGGUAUACACUCAGAGUUAUUGGAGCUAAUGAAGUUACCUUCUUUAAACGGCAUGCGAGCUAGGAGUCUUUUCAAUGCUGGCUUUGAAACCAUAUCCAGCGUCGCAACAGCAGAGCCUAAUGUUAUAGAAAAUGCACUUUAUAAAGCUCUGCCGUUUCAAAGUGAGAAGGAGAGGGAAGGCGAUGACAGCGAUGAUACAAGAAAACGCAAUAAAAUGAAGAAUAUUUGGAUAACUGGCUGUUGUGGUAUGACGACAAUGGAAGCAGCUGAAAACCUUAUUUCAGAAGCUAGGAGAUUUUUAGAACAUGACAUAGGGGGAGAAAUUAAAUGGGAAAAUAAAAAUGCCAACACAAAUACGGAUCAUAAUAAAAGUUCAACAAAGGAUCUAAUAGUAAGCAGAGAACUUGAAACAAAUAAAUCGAUUGCUUCAGAGACUAGCUUGCACAUGAAUGUUGAUAAAAAUGAGACCACUGUCGGAAAUGAAAAUGCAUAUGAAAUGAAUAAAUCCAAAACAGAUACUAUGACUAAGAAAACAGAAGACGAUUUUGAUAGUGAUUGUUUAUUUGACAGUCCAGCGAGUGGAAAUUUAUAUUUGUCAGCUAAAAGUAGUAAAUCGUAUAUCACGGGAUAUAAAAACAAUCUCCCUAGUAUUAAUAAAUCGAAGAAUAAUAUGAAUUCUACAAUUAAUACGCAAAAUAAAUUGAAUAACAAUGUAAAUAUUGCGAAAAAUGAAAAUGCUAUAGUCAAUUCUAGUCCAAUAAUUAAUGAUCUAGUCAAUAGUUAUAAAAUAAAUCAAGAUGAUGAUAUUAUUUGGGAUACAAUGAAUUUUACUGAUAUCCCAAUUGAAAAUAUUACAAAAUCACGUACGUCUAAGAAAAUGUUUUCUCCAGACAUAAGUUUUGGAGAGGCUGAAGAUAAAAUAGGGAAAGUCAAUGCCGAAUUAUCAUCAAGUAAAGCAACCUCUAAAAAUAAUAGCAUGUUUUCUGACGGAGAUAAUUCAAAUCUCUUUGAAGAGAGUUUACCACUUGAUACAAUACCAACAAAAUUAAUUGAAGACGGCGAUGUAGUGGAUCAGACACCCAAAACAGACUUCCAAGCUAAAACUUUAAAUUAUGUUCAAAUAAAUACAGAAUCAAUGUUAAAUGCGUUUAAGUCUACUAUAAUAGACGUUGAAGAUGACGAAAAUAUAAAGUUAAUUUACGAGGAAGAUAAAAUGUGUUACGAUUUGAACGACGACGUAAUUGGAAAUACGCAGAAUAUUAAAGAAACGUGUAUUAAUACUUAUUUCAUCAGCCCUUUGAAACGCAGCGCCGAUAACGUUAACAAGAAGAACUGUAGUCGUCAGCCUGCCAAGAAAUUAAAAAUCGGCCAUCAAUUAGAAGAGACAAUAGAACAAAAGCAGAAUCAGUCCUGCAUUUGUCUUAAUAAGUUUAGCAUACAAAUCACAGGCACUAGUUUAAAGUGCGCUGUCUUGAAAGGGAAAGACAUUAACUUGAACCUUGAUAUCAUUGAAAAAGUAGCAAAUGCAGCUAUAUUUUUCGACAUUAAUAACAGAAUAUUACCAUCAAAUGAACCAAUAGGAAGCAACAUAGUAAGAAAUCAGCCUAAACUAACAAUCAAACACACAGAAGACAAACAAGCAGAAAUACCAAUAAUAAAAAGUAUCGCCAUAUGUACGGAUGAAGACAAUUGUAUAUUUUUAGAUGUAAACUCAUUGAAUGGCGAUUAUUUGUUUUUGAGGAAUAAAUUACGUAGUUGGUUUAUUAAAACCGAGUUAAAUUUGAAGACGUUAUGUUUGAAAACCACUUAUAAAUAUGUAAAGCAGUUUUUCGACGCGGAUAUCACAGGGUCGAGUGCGGAUGUUUCUUUAGCCGAAUGGUUGAUGGACAGUGAUGAAAAGAUCCCAAGCAUCGUGUUUUUGAUGAAAAAAUACUGUGAACUUGAUUUGUCGACGGCAUCCUUUAGGAUUGGCAACCGAGUAAAGAAAUUCAAAAAUUUGGACGCCGCCGAAGAGCUGUGUGUCAAAGCGUGGUGUGUGCGGAAGAUCGCCAACAUUCAAAGUUCACAUUUGCUAAAAUUGUAUCAGAAUAUACAAAAUAUUAUAAACAUCGAAAUUCAAAUCGCUAAGAUCCUGGCGAGCUGCGAGCAUUACGGGGUGACUGUUGAUAAAGAGCUCGCCUCACGGCUUUUGAUCGAUGUAAAAAAUUCGCAAGACACCCUGCAGAAGAAGGCUUAUAAAUUAUGCGGAUAUCAUUUCAACUUCAAUUCGUCGAAGGAUGUCGCAAAGGUUCUAGGUAUAUACAGAGGACGUAAAGUCAGUACGAAAAAGAGCGUGUUAUGUUCGCAUAACAGUCCUGUUUCUAGUACCGUCAUCUAUUGGAGAAAGCUGAAUAGUAUCUUAACUAAGACCUUGUACCCUCUGACGGAGCGAGCUUGCAUAUACAGCGACGGGAACAGGAUAACUCCGUCAUACACUAUGCAUACUUGCUCGGGGCGAAUCAGCAUGCACGAACCAAACCUCCAAAGUGUGCCGAGGACCUUCACGAUCCCGAUGUCAUUCCUCUCCGAUGAAGCAACCGAAGAGGUAGUGGAGUUCAACUGCCGCAACAUAUUCCGCGCCUCGCCGGGCCACGUGCUGGUGUCAGCGGACUACUGCCAGCUCGAGCUCAGGAUACUGACACACUACUGCCAGGAUGAGGUGCUCAUAAGCAUCAUGAGAUCCGGCGUGGACGUGUUCAAGGCCGUCGCGGCCAGCUGGGGACAAGUGACGGAGGAACAAGUGGACGACGACCUACGUCAAAAAGCCAAGCAGCUGUGCUACGGCAUCAUCUACGGCAUGGGAAACAAAACACUGUCGCAAACGCUGGACGUAGGCGAGAUGGAAGCGGCCGUGUUCAUGGACUCCUUCCACAAAACUUAUCCUGCUAUAAAGAUGUAUACACAGAGAGUUAUGGAAGAUUGCAGGAGGAAUGGAUACAUAGAGACGCUCAUGAGGCGGAGGAGAUACUUGCCCGAUAUAAACAGCGGCGUGGCUUCUAAGAGAAGUGCGGCCGAGCGCCAAGCGGUCAACACCACCAUCCAAGGCUCAGCAGCCGACAUUGCGAAAGCCGCCAUGUGUGCCAUCGACACCAAGAUAUCCUCUCAAACACACAAACCACGCCUAAUACUUCAAAUGCACGACGAACUCAUAUACGAAGUGCCUGAAACUGGUAAAGAUUCAUUUGUUAAGGUUUUGAAGGAAGUUAUGGAACAUAGUGUGAAGCUACGAGUACCGCUGCCUGUUAAAGUCAAGAGUGGAUAUACUUGGGGCACAUUAGAAGAAAUUAUACUAUGAACAUCAGCGUGACUGAUAAUAGUCAAUUCUCAUCAGCUUGGUUAUUACAGAUAGUUUAGCACUUUAUACCUGAACGAAGUAUCUGAAGACAGCAAAGCAUAAUUUGUUACGGUUUUGAAAGAGGUUAUGGAGUGUGACGCUAAAAGUGCCAUUGCCUGUUAAAGUGAAGAGUGGGUACAUUUGUGGAAGUCAAUUCCCACAGGCUUUACAGGACAGUUUAGCGCCGUAUCCUAAGGUAAAACAUUAACAGACCUUCAAAACUACAUCUAAUGAUACGAAAUCACGUCAAACUCAGACUCAAAAGAGAAAAAGAUUUCUCUCCAGGCGGUUGUGCGGGAAGUUAACUAAAAGCAACAAAAAAAUAUAAUCGAGGGCAGAAAGCCUCAAUCAAAGUGAAUAGAUAGAUGAUAUGUGCUGAAAAUGUGAUGUAUUUAUUUGUCGAAGUUUUGUCGCAUUAGCCUUCAGGUAAGUGACAUUUUCAUCUCAUAAGCGACAGAAUUUUGCGUAUUUAAUAGUGCCUAAUAGAGCGAAGUUUACCUAUUGAUUUUGUCUAUAAAUGUAUGCAUUGAUGAUAUAA